UUUUCCCGGCACCCUCCGCACUCAGCGGUGAUUCUUCUCCUGCUUCUGCUUUCCCCUGCGUUCUCCCCUUCGCACCUCUGACCACUGUCUGGAAGCCCUGCGCCUCCCUUUCCCUCCGACUCCCUCUUGACCUGCAGCGGCCUGCGAUGUCUGCGUUCGGUUAGCGCAUCAGAACUGCCCCCCAUGGCUUCGAACAGCCAUGACCGCGGCACCGACGACGAACAUCUUCCUUCCCAGCAAUCAAUUCCCCUGCAGGACCUUUCCGAACCCUUCGACUCGGAUCUCGGCCGGAGAAAUACUGCGGGUGGGGUUGCAAGCCGGCUGAGUCGGUCCUUGACCGGCAGAGGUCGCGCCGGAAACAACUACGAGCGCAUCGCGCAUGAUUCUCCGAUUGACAGGGUGGCCGGGGUGGCCCCGCACCACACGCAUCACCACCACGAUGAGGUCGAGGACGCGGCGAUUGAUGAUCCGGGCGCCUUUGCCCAAGCCAUGUCCUCGGUCGGGCUCAGCUUCGACCCCUCACACCGUGCCUCGCUCACGCCAAUACCUACCCGCGAUGGCUCGAGCAUAGACCUCGACACGGUGCCCUUGGACGGCUCCGAGAACUAUCUUACACACACCGAUACCUACACCGAUACGACCCCGUUGACAAACAUCCGACAUGUCCAGCCCAUGAGUGGCGCCUCGAGCUCCGAAGACAUCCACCGCGAUGACAGCCAUGGUGCGCCAACGACUCAAUUCGCCGCCGCCAGCAAUCCGGAUGCACGGUUGGGCGAUGAUCUGGAGGGUGGCUUCCAAGGCAGACGGCGCGGGUUGAGCAGUCCCAGCGAGCGGUCGCGCUCGCUGUCUCCCUCGGGCCACGGGUCGGCGUUGCAGCGCGCCAGUUCGAUGAUGAAAUCCAUGUCUCAGCGCAUUGUCAAUCUCAGUAACGAACCCGAGGUCGUGGAACAGUCGAUCCUGAGGGAGGAGUCGCAUAAGAAUGCGCGGAUGGAGGAGCCGCCGUCUCUGCCGUCCUUGCCGGACUACGCGCACGAUACACCGUCGCCCCAUACGCCACGCAGCCCGGCUGCUGCUCAUCACGAGAAACUACCUUCGAAUAGCAAGGCGUGGCGCGGGAUCAGCAACCCGCUGAGAGGCAAGGCCCUGGGGAUACUGGGUCCAGAUAACGCUCUCCGAAUGUGGCUGUGCGACAUCUUGGUUCAUCCUUUCACUGAGCCUUUUAUUUUGGUGGUGAUCUUCAUUCAGACAAUCUUACUGACCAUCGAGUCGUCCCGCUCUGUCUGGGAUCACCCACGCGAUGUAAAUUGGGGCAAUAACCCCACGGACUAUGUUUAUCUAGCGAUCUUCAUCAUUUAUACACUCGAAGUCGGCGCCAAAAUCUUGGUGUCUGGUUUAAUUAUCAACCCUGCUGAGUACAGUACAAUCGACCGGUCGAUGGGCCUCCGGAAAGCCGCGAUCGAGAAGGGGAAAAAUUUAAUCAUUCCACAGCGCCAAUUUUCGGUGAGAAAGUCAUCAGUUGCUCCGGAGCAACCGCAGGCCUCGAUUAUACGGACCUUCACAGGAGGAUUGAACCAGCUGGAAAAUCAAUUGCGACACCAAUUGGUGGAUGAUCCGUUGCAGAAGAGUCGGGUGAGACUGGCUCAUCGAGCGUUUCUGCGUCACUCUUUCAAUCGUCUCGAUUUUGUCGCCUUGGUCGCCUACUGGGUUUCCUUCUUCCUCUCGGUAUAUGGAGUUGAGACGCGCCAGCAGCUGUAUGUCUUUAGUAUGCUCAGCUGUCUCCGGAUCCUUCGUCUUCUGGCACUGACGAACGGUACCUCGGUUAUCCUUCGGAGUUUGAAGAAGGCUGCGCCGCUACUGGCGCACGUUGCGUUCCUUAUAGGCUUCUUCUGGCUUCUGUUUGCCAUUGUCGGCAUCCAGAGCUUCAAGUCCAGUUUCCGGAGGACCUGUGUUUGGAUUGGCGUCAAUGGUCAAGACAACUACACGGUGGACGAACAGUUCUGCGGCGGUUACCUCAAUGGAGGUGACAAUAUGCCGUGGCUGCGUGCUGAUGGAAACCCCACCACUUCCAGUCCAAAGGGUUACAUCUGUCCUCAGGGGUCUCUGUGUGUUGAAGGCGACAAUCCUUACAAUGGGACCGUGAGCUUCGACAAUAUCCUCAACUCGCUAGAGCUCGUGUUUGUGAUCAUGACAUCGAAUACUUUCACGGAUCUUCUCUACUACACCACCGACAGUGAUUACCUGGCAGCUUCUCUGUUCUUCGUGUGUGGCCUGGUAAUUCUGAGCUUGUGGAUGGUCAAUUUAUUAGUUGCGGUCAUCACACACUCCUUCCAAGUCAUUCGAGAAGAGAGCAAGCGCAGUGCUUUCGCCGUUCAGAAGAUCGACUCGACGGACAAGGAGGACCCGUCCGCCCGCAAGAUUAGUACCAUCAAACGUAUCUAUGACAAGACAGAAUGGCUCUGGGUCUGCAUCAUUAUCCUGGACCUCGUCGUGCAAGCUCAGCGAAGCGCAUCCAUGGGCGAAGACCGCCGGGCUCUUGUCGACAACACAGAGAUUAUCGUUACCAUCGUUUUCCUUGUGGAGAUCAUCUUACGAUUCGCCUCGGACUGGCGCAAUUUUCAUACCAAAGCGCGGAAUUGGGUUGAUCUGGGACUGGUCAUUAUCACUAGUGUGAUUCAAAUACCUUCCAUCAGAAAUACGCGUGCUUAUGAUGUCCUGACCAUGUUUCAAAUUCUUCGAGUUUACCGAGUAGUGCUCGCAUUCACGGUGACCCGGAACCUGAUCAUGGUGGUCUUCCGCAAUGCUACUGGUUUGCUGAACCUCAUCGUCUUUGUAUUCCUGAUCACGUUCCUUGCAUCUAUCUUCGCGACCCAGCUCUUCCGCGGCCAAAUCCCCGAAGAGGAUGAUAGCGGGGAUUUCAUCUACAUAUCGUUUUCCGAUAUCUACAAUUCGUUUCUCGGGAUGUAUCAGAUCCUGUCCAGCGAGAAUUGGACAGACAUUUUGUACAAUGCCACGACAUACACGGAAGCCUACAAGACAUCUUGGAUUUCAGCCACGUUUUUGACCAUCUGGUUUAUUGUCUCCUGCUUCAUUGUCUUGAACAUGUUCAUCGCUGUGAUUCAGGAAAGCUUUGAUGUGUCGGAAGAUGAGAAACGGCUCCAGCAGGUCAAGUCAUUUCUGGAGCAGAAGCAAAUCAACAUGUCUUCGCAAGGGAACCUGUCUCUCUCGAAAAUUUUGAUGAUGGGCCGGAACUCCGAGCGCUACAAGGAUCCCUUGGAUCAUGGGCCAGCGGCGCUGGAAAUGCUGCUGAAGGAUGCUGUUGUGCAGGAGUUCCUGGACGAGCAGGAGCCGUCGGAAUCUCAACGGAGAGAAAGUGUGCCCUUGGAAACGACGACUACGGCGGAGACAUCGCAGCCCGGCUUCUUUUCGCGCAUCUGGAACAAGUUCGCGACCUCUGUUAUGCGGCGAGAACCCAAUCCGUUCUACUCCAAGUUGAAAUUUUCUCGAGCCUACGAUGAAUUGGACCCAAGGACAAUGGCUCGAGAGGUCGUCUCUGCCGCCGAACAGAGGAAGCGGGCUCAACGCGAAUAUCUGAUGCGGCAUCCGAACUACAACAAGUCGCUGUUUAUGUUCGCGCCGGAUAACGCAGUCCGCAAAUUCUGCCAGCGGAUGGUUGGUCCCGGACGGGGUACCCAGCGAGUGGAAGGUGUCGACCCAUAUAAGCCGGUCUGGUUCACCUUCUCUGCCUUCAUCUAUGCGGCCAUUGUGGCGAUGGUUCUGCUGGCCUGUAUCACUACGCCGAUCUACCAAAGUACUCACUUCCAGAAUAACCGCGACUGGUUCACAUACACGGAUAUGGGCUUCGCGAUUCUGUUCACGAUCGAGGCUCUCAUCAAGGUCAUUGCGGAUGGAUUCUUCUGGACGCCUAAUGCGUACUUUCGAAGCUCCUGGGGGUUUCUUGACGGCAUCGUCUUGAUAACUCUUUGGAUCAGCGUAGGUGGUUCAUUGUAUCAGGACUGGGGUCUGACUCGGGCGAUUGGGGCUUUCAAGGCACUCAGAGCUCUGCGGUUGUUGAAUGUUAGCGACAGUGCUAAGGAUACCUUCCAUUCGGUCAUCAUUGUUGGAGGAUGGAAGGUUAUUGCUGCUGCUGCGGUUUCGAUGAGUUUUCUGAUCCCCUUCGCCAUUUACGGGGUUACUCUCUUUGCCGGACGAAUGGUACAGUGUAACGAUGGCGACAUAUCUGGCAGCCUCGAUGCAUGUAUCGGCGAGUAUAUGAGCUCUCCUUCCAACUGGGAUGUGCUUGCACCUCGCGCCGCAGCCAACCCGUACUACGACUUUGACAAUUUCGGGGACUCCCUCUUCAUUCUGUUCCAGAUUGUCUCCCAAGAAGGGUGGAUCGACGUUCAACAGAGUGCAAUGAGCAUUGUUGGGGUUGGACAGCAGCCUCAGGACUACAUCGCGCCUGAGAACGGGCUGUUCUUCAUCGUCUUCAACUUGCUCGGGGCUGUGUUUGUCUUGACCCUGUUCGUGUCUGUGUUCAUGCGCAACUACACGGAACAGACUGGAGUUGCCUAUCUCACCGCGGAGCAGCGAUCGUGGCUGGAGUUGAGGAAGCUGUUGAGGCAGAUUUCGCCAUCUAAGCGAUCUUUCGACAACAAGAGUAAGCGAUGGAAGAUGUGGUGCUACCGCGUAGCCGUCAAGAAGCACGGCCGGUGGGCGAGGUUUGUCACCGGCAUUCUCACGCUCCAUCUUCUGCUGUUGGUGUUGGAAUUCUACCCCGAGGGCAAUUUGUGGAGUACCAUUCGAGAAGGUUUGUUCUUUGCGUUCAACUUCGUCUACAUUGCGAAUGUGGCGAUCAGGAUGGUUGGCUUGGGCUGGCACCGGUUCAGCAGAAGCUCUUGGGACAUUUACUCAUUGAUCUCGGUGCCUGGAACCUUGAUCACCACAAUCCUGAGCUUCGCGAAUUCGGGCCAUGUAGUCUCGGAGCUGAACAAGCUCUUCCUCGUGUCGAUCACACUACUUAUUAUCCCUCGCAACAAUCAGCUCGACCAACUUUUCAAGACGGCCGCAGCCAGUCUGACGGCCAUUGGAAAUCUUUUGGCCACCUGGUUUGUGCUGUUCCUGGUGUUUGCCAUCGGAAUGAACCAGGCUUUUGGUCUGACCAAGUUCGGGUCGCAGGGAAGCAACAACAUCAACUUCCGCGACAUUCCCCGCUCGCUGAUACUUCUCUUCCGGAUGAGUGCCGGUGAGGGGUGGAACGAGGUCAUGGAAGACUUUGCUACUAUGGUACCGCCCCUAUGUACCUACAGCAGCAACUACUUCGAGGAUGACUGUGGCAGUGCACCGUGGGCUCGCUGUCUCUUCAUCGCGUGGAACAUCAUCAGCAUGUAUCUCUUCGUUUCGUUGUUCACAUCUCUGAUCUUUGAGAGUUUCUCGUACGUGUACCAGAAGAGCAGUGGGCUCUACGCCAUCAGCCGCGAGGAGGUCCGUCGCUUCAAGCAUGCAUGGGCGACGUAUGAUCCAGAUGGAACGGGCUAUAUCACCAAGGAACAGUUCCCGCGGCUGCUGGGCGAGCUGUCCGGGAUCUUCUCCAUGCGGAUCUACGACGGCGAGUUCACGAUCCCACAGAUUCUGGAAGAGUGUCGGGUUGACAAGCGCGACUCGCUUCUGGCGCAUCGGCGAGUGGUCGAGGGGCUUGAUCUGGACAAGAUGUCUCGGAUCCUGCGGCGCAUUCCAGUGGAGCAGAUCCGCAAGCGACGUCAGCAGCUCAACUCAUUCUAUGAGGAGGUGUUGGUGUCUGCGGACCCUGUGCGCGGCAUCUCGUUCCAUUCGUGUCUCAUGAUCCUAGCGCACUACAACGUGAUCAGCGACAGCAAGAGUCUCCGACUGGAGGAAUUCCUGCGCCGCCGGGCCCGUCUGCAGCGUGUGCAGGAGACGAUCCGCCGGCACACGGUCAUCGGGUUCUUCGACACGAUGUACUGGUCGCGGCAAUUCCGCCGCAAGGUGGAGCACAAGAAGUCGGCCCGGAUGAGCGGCGUGCCACAGUUCUCGGUCCCGGAGAUCUUUGUGGAUGACGGAUCGCAGGACGAGCCCGCGGCGGUCGACAUGGCUGUUGCUGAUGCUGCUCCUGCUGCUGCUGCUCCUCCCUCUCCCUCGGAGCGGUUCGUCGGUGAAGAGCCCUUCCAGCCGAUGCUGUCGCCGACGUCGCCCACGCGUCGCGUGGAGGGCGGUGGCGGACCGUCCCGACUGGGCGGGCUGCCUCGGAUCGACACCAGCCUGGGCGGGCGUAUCUCGGCGGCGAACUCGCCGACCGAGUGGUCGAGCAUCAGUCCGUCCCUGUCGCCGCGCCGGGAACGGGCCAACACGACCUCGUCGUACGGCAGCGGGCCGGACGUGCUGGAGGAGAUUCAGAGCGCGACGUCGGAGCGGCCGCCCAACGUCAACGACGUGAUGCAGUCGCUGGGCGACUCCGCCUGGGGCGAGAGUAUCCGCCGUAGUUUUACGCAGCGUCGACGGUCGGGCGAGUAAAUAUGGUGCGAUUUAUUGACUCCGAUCUAUCUAGUCCAUGUGGAGCGUGGAUUAUUCUUGAUUAUCUUUUUGGUAUUUUUGGCAUUUCUGGCAUUCUAGAGCGUUGUGCUUUUUUUUAGCUCUGCAUCUAGACAUUUCUUGUUGAAUUUGGACAGAGAUUUGUUGGAGAUGGGUGAAUUGUACAGUAGAACCAUUU
Molecule: messenger RNA, 6721 nt
Organism: Aspergillus homomorphus CBS 101889
Lineage: Eukaryota; Fungi; Ascomycota; Eurotiomycetes; Eurotiales; Aspergillaceae
Gene: cch1
Product: calcium channel protein CCH1
Exons: 3
Coding region: 184-6525 (2113 amino acids)
Biological process (GO): calcium ion import across plasma membrane
Cellular component (GO): membrane; voltage-gated calcium channel complex
Molecular function (GO): calcium ion binding; high voltage-gated calcium channel activity
Source: RefSeq, a predicted model, not a curated record